Molecule: messenger RNA, 912 nt
Organism: Anopheles cruzii
Lineage: Eukaryota; Metazoa; Arthropoda; Insecta; Diptera; Culicidae
Gene: cyp33
Product: peptidyl-prolyl cis-trans isomerase E
Exons: 3
Coding region: 1-912 (303 amino acids)
Biological process (GO): protein folding; protein peptidyl-prolyl isomerization
Cellular component (GO): intracellular membrane-bounded organelle
Molecular function (GO): peptidyl-prolyl cis-trans isomerase activity; RNA binding
Source: RefSeq, a predicted model, not a curated record
AUGGCGAACGAGAAACGCACCGUUUACGUAGGAGGUCUUUCCGAAGAAGUGACCGACAAGCUCAUCACCGAUGCGUUCAUCCCGUUCGGUGAUCUGGUAGACAUACAAAUGCCGAUUGAUUACGAGUCACAGAAGCACCGCGGAUUUGCUUUCAUCGAGUUUGAAAAUGCAGAAGAUGCAGCCGCCGCCGUCGAUAAUAUGAACGAUUCCGAGCUGUGCGGUCGGACGAUCCGCGUUAACACGGCCAAACCGCAGCGCAUCAAGGAGGGCAGUAAUCGGGCGGUGUGGGCAGACGACAACUGGCUGCAGCAGCACGCCGGCGCCACGCUUGGGAGCAAGGACGGAGCACCAAAAGAUACGGACAGCGCCAGUGAAGUGCAACCCGCGGAGCCGACUGUAGCGGACGAGAAAAAACGUAACCCACAGGUGUACUUCGACAUUCGGAUAGGGAACAGCGACGUGGGACGAAUCAUCAUGUGCUUGCGGUCCGAUGUGGUUCCGAAAACGGCGGAGAACUUUCGUGCGCUCUGCACCGGCGAACAAGGUUUCGGCUUUAAGGGGUCCAUAUUUCACCGUAUCAUACCGGAGUUUAUGUGCCAAGGGGGAGACUUUACGGCUCACAACGGAACGGGUGGAAAAUCAAUCUACGGCAAAAAGUUUGCCGAUGAAAACUUCACCCUCAAACACACCGCCUUCGGAGUGCUGUCGAUGGCAAACUCGGGCCCAAACACGAACGGUUCACAGUUUUUCAUCUGCACCGAAAAAACUGACUGGCUGGACGGGAAACACGUAGUGUUUGGCAACGUGAUAAGCGGAGCGGACGUGGUCCGGAAGAUGGAACGAUGCGGCUCGAAAGGCGGCCGAGUGCAGCAGAAAGUAACGAUCGUAGCAUGCGGUGAGAUUAAAGGAUGA